Prunus armeniaca (apricot) is the source of this 363-nucleotide messenger RNA. Lineage: Eukaryota; Viridiplantae; Streptophyta; Magnoliopsida; Rosales; Rosaceae. The record is from the annotation of a GenBank genome assembly.
AUGUUCAGUAUACUGAAGGAUUACCGAAUGAUACUGAACCCAACGAAUUGCGCCUUCGGUGUAUCUUCAGGAAAGUUUCUCGGGUUCAUGAUCAGUCAGAGAGAGAUCGACGCGAAUCCCGACAAAAUCAAGGCCAUAAUCAACAUGAAGAUGCUGAAGACACAAAAGGACAUUCAGAGUCUUACCGGACGAGUCGCCGCCUUAACACGCUUCAUUUCCAAGGCUACCGACAAGUGUGUAUCAUUCUUUAAAGCCUUGAAAGGGGGCAAACAGCAUAUCGCAUGGACUGCCGAAUGCCACUCCCAGGAGAGGUUAUAUUUCUUUAUCUUUCGAUAUCUAGCAUUGUCGUCAACUCGGUGUUGA